AUGGCUAACGGAAAUAACUUCACCCCUGAAGAGAAUGUUGUGAUAUCUGUCAGUAAGGCCAGUAAAGACAUAACUGCAGGAACAGAUAUUCAGCUUUCGGAUCUAACAGUAACCGUAGGUUUAACAGACUUCAUCUGCCCUGCCACCGUUCAGUUAUGUGUUGUCCUGGAGAAAAAUGAUUCCGCCAAUCCAGAUUUCACAUUUGUCCCAAAUACUGGUGUCUUCCCAUCCUGUGUAGAUAUUGACUGUGAAGGUGUUGUUAUCACCAGUUCUUCAUUGACGGAAUCCAGCGGUAUAACCUUCAAAGAAGGUGCAAACAAUCAGGUUGUAGAUCUUGACUUGCGCUUCAUGGUGGCAGAGGAUUCAGGAGGAAUUGAUGGGAGUGAUCAGUGGGCCAUUGAAGUAUUUGUAAAUAGUGAGUAUGAUGGCACUGACGUUAUGUAUUCAAAAGUGUAUGGUGUAUUUCCACAGAAUGUUGCCAAUAUACCUGCCAUUCCUGGUGAGAAUUUUAACUUCAGCUCAGUCUCAGCAACCUUGGAUUUCUCCAGCCCAAUAUACCUGCCAUGUGGUGACAUCUUUUAUCUCUGCGCAUCCCUUAAGAAGGCCGAUACCGCUUCCAAGAACUUUACCGUCUCUGGUCGUCCAACCGAUGCAUUAUUGACUGCUUGUGAACGCAAGGCAUGUGAAGGUGUCAUUGUAGAAAACACAGAGUUAACAUUUAUCACAGAUACACCAUUCGUCAAGGAGGGCAGUACAGAGACUCUGGCACCUGCUAGUGAUUCUUCAACUUUAACCACUGCGGUGUCAUUGUGGUCUGUAAAAGCAUUUGGCAGCUCUAGGAGUGAUGGCUCUGGCGACCGUUCUGCUGUAGUUGCAGUAGACACUAUAGGGGUUGGAGCAGUAGGAGUUACUCCAGGUCAGUAA
Molecule: messenger RNA, 924 nt
Organism: Anneissia japonica
Lineage: Eukaryota; Metazoa; Echinodermata; Crinoidea; Comatulida; Comatulidae
Exons: 3
Coding region: 1-924 (307 amino acids)
Source: RefSeq, a predicted model, not a curated record